AUGGGUCCGUCGUUCGUCCCGAUCAACCCGAAACCGUUCUUACAAUCGUUAACCGGGAAAAAAGUCCUCGUGAAGUUAAAAUGGUCCGGCAUGGCGUAUAAAGGUUUUUUAGUCUCCACGGACGCGUACAUGAACGUGCAACUCGCAAACACGAUGGAAAUAAUCGACGGAGAGGAAACCGGGAAUUUGGGGGAGGUUUUGAUAAGGUGUAACAACGUCUUGUGGAUUAGCGGGGUUGAUGAAGACGAGGAAGAGGAGGAAAAGGAGAAGAAGAAAUGA
This is a messenger RNA of Bathycoccus prasinos, 279 nucleotides long. RefSeq lists its product with no specific name. The record is from RefSeq and is a predicted model, not a curated record. Lineage: Eukaryota; Viridiplantae; Chlorophyta; Mamiellophyceae; Mamiellales; Bathycoccaceae. The coding region runs from base 1 to 279 and encodes 92 amino acids. Gene Ontology annotation, biological process: mRNA splicing, via spliceosome; spliceosomal snRNP assembly. The transcript has a single exon. Gene Ontology annotation, cellular component: catalytic step 2 spliceosome; U1 snRNP. Gene Ontology annotation, molecular function: RNA binding.